AUGGCGGACUAUUUCAGCGAGUACUCUUCUUUCGUCGGCGCCAAAGGUCUCCCCUCACCAGCCGACACGCCCUACGAAACCCCGGGUUUGAUUCGAUCGAAGCGCUCAUCCCGCGUCGCCAGCUCCUCACGAGAGCAGUCCGUGUCUCCCCCACUCCCUCCUGACACAACAGACUAUCAGGAGAACAAGCGGGAUGGACGGUAUUCGGCAUUGGAUCCUCGACGUUUCACGCCCACCCUGCAUGCUUCGCUCGUCUCUGAGAUAUUGAACCUCAGGCGCGAGCUCGACUCCAAGAAUCAUUUGGUUGAGAAUCUUGAGACGAGCUUGUCGAAUGCCAAAGGCGAAAAUGAGACCCUCAACGACCAGCUCACGGAGAGCGCGAAGGAGGUGCGCAAAGCGCGGCAUCAGGUGGAACAGAUGGAGAAAGGAACGUAUGAUGCUGUGGAAGUUCUAGCGCGGGAGCGCGAUGCCGCAGUAGUCGCUCUCCAGGAUCUACGAAGUCGAUAUGACAAUGCGCAGAAGAAGACUCGCCAGCAAGAUGAGGAUGCGGUUCGUACCCAAAGCAUAUGGGAGAACGAAAAAGAAUCAUGGGACAAUGAGCGUCGUCAACUCGAGCGAAGAGUCCACGUCACAGAGACCCGACUGCGCGCUGUUGUGGACGAGAUGGCGGCGCAACAGGUCCAGACUGCGCAGUCAGAGGAGAGCUUGGAUGACGCGACUUUCAAAGACAGCGGUCUGGGCGACGGCAGUGACACUGCAAGCAUUCGCACAGCAUCUCCUGUCAAGCACAAGCGUAACAUGAGCAGCAUUAGCUUUCGACCCAAGACCAUCCGCAGCUCGGUCUCCUCUCGAGGAACCACGCCGACCCCUGAUCUCUACGCACGACCUGGGAAUACUCUGGCUGACGAACUUGGCAUCGAUGAAGAAGAUGAGUACGACGCGGAUGAGUAUGAAACUGCAGAUGAUGAGCUCGACUAUACGGAGCGCUUGAAGCGAUCUGUGGAAUCUCGGCAGAGCUCAAUGACUGGAGAACUGGAUGCAAAGGCUAAGCGCAUUCUUGGAUUGAGGGCAGAGUCACUGGAAUCUCCUAUCACGAAAGAUGCGCCUACGGAGGCGACUGAAACGAUCGCACCAAGGCCGGUCUAUCAAGAUCGAGCGACAACACCACCACUUUUCGAAAGACCCCAGUCCCCACCAAAAGUCGUGUAUGUGGAUACGGGAUAUCAGCCUUCGCCACCUGUAUCUCCUCCUCGAGUUCAAGUGACUUCUGCGCACGAUGAGGCUGAGGUUGCGGAUCAAGCCUCCACCACCAGCCAUGUGCGCCUGUCAGAGAUUAACAACACCUCCAUGUUGCAAAGUCCUACGCCUGAGGCCAGAACACAAGUCGCGGGUUCGCCCAUCAGUCCGCCCCAAACACCCGUUGUUGAUGGAGUGACAUGGCUAGAGCGCGAACCGUCAACAGCUGUCGCACCAGCUUAUAGCACAGCAUCGACGCAGACCGACUUUGUGGAACUUGAACGCCCGAGAGGUCACACUCCUAAACGUGACAGUCUCUCGCCACCAAUGUUCGUACCCUCCAUCGCGAUUCAUCCACCCAAUUCGAGGCCGUCUUCCCCGCGACCGUACGUUUUACCGCCUGGCACUAAGAACGCAGCUUCACAAGCAAACCUGGGCUGGCCGUGCAAGGAUGCGGGUAUGCAGACUGAGGAGAUCAGGAUUGACAGACGACCUGUGAAACUCCCACCACACCUUCUACCAGGAAGUCUUCUCCCGAGUCCGACUUUCCAGGAACCACCGCGAUCAAAGCGCGUGGGUGCAGGGGGGACGGCAAAGAUCUAUACCAAGAUCCUACCUUCUGCUUCUGGGCCUACUUCGCCUACUCUGCAAUCGCCAACCGAGUCCAGUCCGGACAUGUCGCGAAACAACAGCUCCAAAGACCUUCGAAACUAUCCUUUGAAAGCGAUCCCCUUGCCAAGGCCUGUCCUGUCUCCGCCUCUGCCUCAGGGCGAGACGUUUCAGAGCAACGGCCCGCUCAACAGGUCAUCGCAAUAUGGUGUCAGCCAACCCAAGGUUGACAACAUGCCCCUCGCUGACGUGGACCAGUGGUCAGAGCCCAGUGAGGAUGAAGACGCCGGCAGUGACCUUGACAUUUCUGAUCUUGCAGGUUCUGUGCCUACUCUCAGUCGCCCUCCACCAGGUCGCUUUGGUUUGUCGGAACCACCAAAGGCUGUUCCAGAGGAUAAGGAGAUCUCGCCAGAGCGAAGACCAGACACAGCCGAUUCCUAUGGAGCAGCUCCUGCGCCGUCGGUUGCCAGCAGCCGACCAACAUCGCAAAAGCGCCAUGGACGGCAACCGUCAAAGUCGAAACUCAAGCAGCCGGAAGUGCGGCGAGAUCUUCGGUCGCGAAGCCCCAGCUUCGGCAGCAUGGCUUCCAGCAGUCACAGCGCACCGAGUGGCCUUCCACCAUAUCCUAUCCCAUUGAGAUCGAGUUCGCGAAUUGUCGGAUCCAAGGGCCAAAGCGAUGGUUCACAAAGUCCUACGCCUCAAGAGGUGUUUGGGCCACGUAACAAUCGCAGUGGUCGCUCGAACCACAGCAGGCAGAUCAGUCUCCGAAAGGUGCAGUCAGCCGCUGUCAUCAGGAACAGGACAGGGAGAGGGUCGCCAUCCAAGGGCCAUCGCAGACGAAGAAGAUCACCGGAUCUCACUCCCGUGGAGUCAAUGGCCUUCGAUAGCCCAGCGCCGACGAAAUUCCCCAUUCCCGAGCUACCUACUCCUCUCCAGGACAGCCUAACGUUUGACUACGUCAAGGGUUCAGUUGACAUUAGCAGGUCACCAGGUACUGCGAGCACCGCCCCACGUAACUCAGAAGAGACCAACUUGGUCGAUGCAAUUGCGGGGACGAUGGUCGGCGAGUGGAUGUGGAAAUACAUUCGCAAGCGAAAGUCAUUUGGCAUUGGCGAGGACAGUUCUGAGUUCCCUGUGGCAGAUCAGAAUGGGAUCGUCAACAUGACCACUGGACAUGGUACACGGCAUAAGCGCUGGGUCUGGCUGUCGCCCUACGAGCGCACCAUUAUGUGGGACAACAAGCAACCAACAUCAGGCCCGGCAUUGUUGGGCAAGAAGGGGCGAAAAUUGGCCAUUCAGUCCGUGUUGGAUGUCGAAGACCAAACGCCCUUGCCCAAAUCACCGGAGCUCUCAUCUGCUUGGAACCGAUCGAUCUUGAUCCUUACACCAGAGCGUGCCCUCAAAUUCACCGCAACAACACAGGAGCGACAUGGCCUCUGGAUGACAGCGCUCUCCUUUUUAGCACAAUCAGGCCAGCUGCCAACGCAGAUUCCACAGCAGGUUCCCCGAAAGUCGAACAUCCCUCCAGUGCCACCGGUCCCAUCGAACCCGUCGAUCGAUGGUGUACCGAUCAAGCGCCACCGGUCGCCAUCCUUUGGAAGGUCGACUGUGCGCGACUCAAUCCGUCUCGCCAAGGGCAAGAGGCCAGACCUGCACAAGGUCCAAUCCCAGCCAGAAAGCAACUAUGGGUCCGAGGUCCUACACAGCGAAAUGAGCGCCAACAAUGACAACAGUGCGGACUUCCCAGCCGUACCUCGCCUUUACAUUACCACCACACGCCACCAACGAAAGCGCAGCAACACGAGCCCUCGCCUGCCUCAGCCAUUGAGCAACAACCCGCGCAGCUUCUCAUCUAGCGCCGUUCCAUCUUCCACCUCCUCGGCCCAUCACUACCACGCGAGCUCCACCAACGGAUCCUCUUUCCGCCCCAGCGCAUCCUCCAAAUCUGGCAGCCGUCGAGACUCAAUCACCAGCCCAGACCGGCCAAACUUCUUCGAGGCCGUCGGGACCGUCCGCAUGGAGGCGUUCGUCGACCCGAACGUCAGAGACGGAGUCCUAAGGCCACGACGCGGGAGCAAUCUAAGUCAGUCGACAGUCGACAAGAGGCGAGCAGGAUACGUAUUCGACGAGGACGGGAUGGAUCCGUUCAAAGGUUUCUAA
This is a messenger RNA of Zasmidium cellare ATCC 36951, 4005 nucleotides long. RefSeq lists its product as uncharacterized. The record is from RefSeq and is a predicted model, not a curated record. Gene Ontology annotation, cellular component: cell cortex; mitochondrion. Bases 1 to 4005 code for a protein of 1334 amino acids. NCBI's taxonomy places the organism in Eukaryota, Fungi, Ascomycota, Dothideomycetes, Mycosphaerellales, Mycosphaerellaceae. The transcript has 3 exons. Gene Ontology annotation, molecular function: tubulin binding; phospholipid binding. Gene Ontology annotation, biological process: microtubule cytoskeleton organization; establishment of mitochondrion localization; dynein-driven meiotic oscillatory nuclear movement.